This is a messenger RNA of Camelina sativa (false flax), 767 nucleotides long. The record is from RefSeq and is a predicted model, not a curated record. NCBI's taxonomy places the organism in Eukaryota, Viridiplantae, Streptophyta, Magnoliopsida, Brassicales, Brassicaceae.
AUGUCGUUCGAGGAAGAAGAAGAGGAAGAGUCAUUCGAGCACACACUUCUGGUGGUGCGAGAGGUUUCCGUCUACAAGAUCCCACCGCGAACCACAUCCGGCGGAUACAAGUGCGGCGAGUGGCUUCAAUCCGNAACGAGUGAGAGCGAUAAUCAUAUCGAUAUCCAUCCCGCCGUUAAUCACAGAUUGAAGGAAGGUGAAACCAUAAGAAUCAACGUGAAACCCAAACCAACAACAAAUGGCACUGGGAUGCUCUCAGCUGCUCUUUCAGGAACCGGGAAACCAAAACCACUAGCACUUGCGCCACCUCCCAAAGCUGCUGGGAUAACCAGGUCACCUUUACCGCCACCACCAAACGAUCCCGUCGCGUCAAGGAUUGCAUCUGAUGGCUGCAAAGAUUCAAUUGAUAACACAAGACGCAGGAACGAGCCUCUAUCUGAUCUAACUCAGCUUAAGAAGAAUCUUCCUUCAACGGCGGGAUCAGGAUCGACCAAGUCAACAGGAGCUGCAUCAGGUUGGGCAGCUUUCUGAUCUAUGGAGUGUAAAAUUUUAAGUUGGUGGACAAGUCCGGCUUCAUCUUCUUGUGACUUGAGAGCACGAGACAAUGGUGAAAAGCCAACAGUCUUUUUGAUGUAUGUUACUGGUAAGUUUGAUGUUGUGUUUCUUUGUAAUCCCAUACUCCCUCUGUUUUAUUUUUCUUUCUUCCUUCCCUUACAAUCAUCUUUGUUACAUUAUGAAAUUAUCACUAAUCAUUAUCAUCUAGACCA